Molecule: messenger RNA, 823 nt
Organism: Glossina fuscipes
Lineage: Eukaryota; Metazoa; Arthropoda; Insecta; Diptera; Glossinidae
Product: protein max-like
Exons: 1
Coding region: 146-625 (159 amino acids)
Biological process (GO): positive regulation of transcription by RNA polymerase II
Cellular component (GO): RNA polymerase II transcription regulator complex
Molecular function (GO): protein dimerization activity; DNA-binding transcription factor activity
Source: RefSeq, a predicted model, not a curated record
CAAUCCUGAUAUUCUCUGUUUAUUUUUAUUUUCAUAUUUUUUUGUGUUUACUUACUUUUUAUGAAAUAAAAUAUUUUUGCGAAAAAGAUCCAAAUAAAACCAUUGCUUUUCGACCUGAAUAUCGGGCGCUAAGACAAAGUCAAAAAUGAGCGAUGAUGACAGAGAUAUCGACAUUGAAAGUGACGACGAUAAUGAUUCUGAUACGGGCACUAGUAUGCCUCAAAGGAAUAGUACACAAAAUUUCACACAAGAAGAAAAGCGGGCCCACCAUAACGCAUUGGAACGCAAAAGACGUGAUCACAUCAAAGAAAGCUUCACUAAUUUGCGAGAAGCAGUGCCAUCACUAAAAGGAGAAAAGGCGAGUCGAGCUCAGAUUUUAAAGAAAACUACCGAUUGCAUACAAAAUAUGAGACGAAAAAUUCAGGCUAAUCAAAAAGACGUGAAUGAUCUUAAACAUCAAAUUGCUAUUUUGGAAGAGGAGGUACGCCUUUUGGAAUCUGCUAAAAAUGGAAGCGAAAUUGAUGCCAGCAGUUACCAUCAACUAAUUAAUUGUGAUCACUCGGAUGGUGAUGAACAAGACUUUAGUCGUCGCAGUAAAAAGAUGAAAACUUCCUACCAGACAUAGUCAAUGAGAAAGCGAGGCAGUUCAGCAUUGAAACCUAUUCGAUUAAGACAAUUUAGAGUUCUAUAAUGCGUAAAAAUUUUAGUGGGAUUGAUAUUACGAGAACUAAUAGAAUUGUUUCUUAAUAUUAUUAAGUAAUUGUAAAACUAACAAAGAAAGCUAAAAUUUCUUUUUGAAGGAUUGUUUUGUAUAAAUAUAUUU